This is a messenger RNA of Gaeumannomyces tritici R3-111a-1, 1911 nucleotides long. RefSeq lists its product as hypothetical. Lineage: Eukaryota; Fungi; Ascomycota; Sordariomycetes; Magnaporthales; Magnaporthaceae. The record is from RefSeq and is a predicted model, not a curated record. Gene Ontology annotation, biological process: glycerophospholipid biosynthetic process. The transcript is spliced from 2 exons. The coding region runs from base 169 to 1725 and encodes 518 amino acids. Gene Ontology annotation, cellular component: mitochondrion.
GGAUAAUCCCUUCCUUAUCUCUCCCUCUCUUUAUCAUUAGCUGAAGAGAAAAAAAGAAUAGGGCAAAGUAGCUGAAUCAUCGAGACUAGCCUUCGCCACCAUACCCAGCUCCUUCUUGUUUUGUCACUAUACCCAGUUCCUUCUUAUUUUUCCCUCUUCUCGCCCAUCAUGCCCAUGUUCACAGAGGAAGACCUCGGCACGCGGUCGGCGCCCCUCAGCCCACCCACCAAGAGGCCCGGAAGCCGGCGGAUGGCCAGCUGGGCCGACCAAAUGUCGCCGGGCUCGACCGUCCCCAUCCCGAGCCGCGAGUCCAUCUCGCACGCCGCCGACGGCGACGCCGAGCCCAUCGAGGUGCCGGCGUCGCGGCCGUCCGUGUCCGAGGUGGACAAGUACAUGCACAACCUGUCCAUGUCGCCGUCGAUGCGGGACCGGCGCGGCUCGCGCAACUCGUUCGGCACCUCGCUCCCCAUCCCGCGCGUGCACCGCCAGUCGCGCCUGUCGUCGGUCCACCACCCUAGCGUCGACGAGGACGGCGCGGACGGCAGCCCGGCGCGGCCCUCGAUGCCGGUGCUGCAGUCGUCACGCGCCCUCAUCACGUCGCAGAUCCAGACCGUGGCGGCCAACAAGGUCAGGCGGGCCAAGAACAUGGCCUUCGCCUUCGACAUCGACGGCGUGCUCGUGCACGGCGACCGGCUGAUCCCCGAGGGCCGCCGCGUGCUCCAGAUCCUCAACGGCGACAACGAGCUCGGCAUGCCCAUCCCGCACAUCUUCCUGACCAACGGGUCCGGCAAGCCCGAGCGGGCCCGGUGCGACCAGCUGUCCAGGAUCCUCGGCAGCAAGGUCGACACGGCCCAGUUCAUCCAGAGCCACACGCCCAUGUCGGCCCUGGCCGCCUACUACGGCACCGUCCUCGUCGUCGGCGGCGAGGGCACCAAAUGCCGCGACGUGGGCGAACUGUACGGCUUCAAGGACAUCGUCGUGCCCAACGACAUCGUCGCCUGGGACCCGAGCAUCGCGCCCUACCGCGUCUUCACUGAGGAGGAGCGCAAGGCCGCCCGCCCCAGAGACUUCACCAAGACCAACAUCGAAGCCAUCCUGGUCUUCUCCGACUCGCGCGACUACGCCACCGACAUGCAGAUAAUCGUCGACCUCUUGCGCGCCGAGGACGGCAGGCUCGGCACCCUGUGCAAGGACGACCCCGUCUCCCACCGCAUCCCCAUCUACUUCUCCCAGGGCGACCUGCUCUGCCCGACCGAGUACCCGACCCCCCGGAUGAGCCAGGGUGCCUUCCGGAUUGGCCUCGAGGCCAUGUACAAGGCUCUGACCGGAGUCGACCUGGAGCGCACCGUGUAUGGCAAGCCGGAGCUCGCGACGUACAAGUACGCGGACGAGGUCCUGACCGAGUGGAUGGGUGAGCUGUACGGCUCCCCCAGCGAGGAGAGGCUGCCCGAGAACAUCUACAUGAUCGGCGACAACCCGGCCAGCGACAUCGUGGGCGGCAACAUGUACGGGUGGAACACGUGCCUCGUCCGCACCGGCGUGUUCCAGGGCGGCGACAACGACGAGGAGAACCCGGCCAACUUUGGUGUCUUCCCCAACGUGCUAGAGGCCGUCCAGACCGCACUGAGGAAGGAGCUCGGCGACGAUUUCGGCAUGAAGUUCGACGAGCACAGCGUCAACCCCGUCCUCAAAGGCACGGCGGACUGUGCGGCGGUCGAGAUAUAGUGGCUUGUGAACGACAGCGAGUUUUGAUUUGCUUCAAACCAGGAGUUCGAGAUAUCCGAAACAUUUUGAUUGCAUCCAGGGAUUUAUAGACAUAUCAAGGCCUCUGGAGAGGCGCCAGCAUCAGCGAGUGUCACGUUUUACAGUUUGUUAUAGAACAGAAUAGACUAGAUUGAUGAUUGCGUACCG